AACUACUUUCAAGUUUUAAUCAUAUGAUUAUCUUUCAAUUCAAUUUAGGACAAAACAUUUAAUGUAUAAGCAUGAAUGCGAGUUAUAUAGUCGGGAACUAUAAUGUCAUCUAGAUUGGAUUCUUUUGAAAAUUUUUUUGAUGAUAAAAAAUACUCUGAUAAAAUAAAAGGUAUAUUUGAAGCUUGUAAAAAUGGAGAUAUAAUAAGAGUCAAGCUUUUGCUUAAUAAAGAUAACAUUGAUUGCCGAGAUGAUCAAGGUCGCAAAUCAACACCAUUACAUAUUGCAGCUGGAUUUGGUAGGCAGGAAGUGGUAAAUUAUCUAAUUCAGAUAGGUGCCGAUGUCGAUAUAAAAGACGAGGGUGGCUUAAUACCCCUACAUAACGCGUGUUCAUUUGGUCACUACGAGGUCGUUCAACUGUUACUGAAACAUAAGUCCGAUCCAAAUUCUACUGACAAUUGGAAUUUUACGCCCUUGCACGAAGCGGUUAUCAAGGGAAAGGCGGAGACUUGCCUCAUAUUGAUUCAGUACGGGGCGAAUUUUAACUUAUCCAACUCUGACGGAAAAUCCGCGUUCGAUAUAGCCGACCCGGUUGUCAAAUCCGUGUUUACGGGCGAAUACAAAAAAGACGAAUUACUCGAGGCCUCUAAGUUGGGCAACGAGGAAAAAUUUUGCUACUUGUUGACACCUUACAACACCAACUGCCACGCCGACGAUGGUAGAAUGUCAACGCCACUCCAUUUAGCCAGCGGGUACAACAUAACCAGUAUAGUUAAAAUACUUCUGAAAAAUGGUGCCGACCCUCAAGUCAAAGAUAAGGGUGGCUUAGUCCCCCUCCACAACGCCAGUUCGUAUGGUCACUUUGAGAUAGCCGAACUUUUAAUAAAUCACGGAGCCGACGUUAACGCCCAAGAUUUGUGGCACUUCACUCCCCUACACGAAGCGGCUCAUAAAAACAGGCUGGAUGUUUGUAGUCUACUCAUAAGUCACGGCGCCGACCCAACUUUACUCAAUUGUCACGGUCGUUCGACCUUCGACUGUGCCUACGACGAUGAGCUUAGGACCAGGAUGCUAUAUGAAUACAGAGGAAUCCAAUUUUUGGACGCCAUACGCAAAAGCGACAUGGGCCGUAUAAAAAAAUUUGUAAACGAAUUACACGGUUUUAAGCAUCCCUUGAGCGGCGAUAACGCGCUUCACGUUGUUUCCCAAUCUCAGCCAACCAAAAAAAAGCAGAUAAUAGACUACUUAAUCAAGAAGGGAUGCGAUCUUAAUGAAAAGAACAAUGAUAUGUUGACUCCCUUUCAUGUCGCCGCCGAUUUAUCUCACAUUGAUAUUAUGGAUCAAUUAUUCAAAUGUGGGGCUAAGAUCGAUUCUUUGGAUACUCUUAACCAGACAGCUCUGCACCGUUCCGCUAAGCAAGGUACGUCUCAGAUAUGCAAAGCGCUCUUAGCCUACGGAAUAGAUCCAAACAUUGUAUCCUUGCACGGUUUUAAAGCUGUGAAUUUAGCUUCCAAUUUGGAAACGCUAGAUGUUUUCAAGGAUGGUCACAAAGGUUUGAAUAGAUCGACAUCCGUCAAAUCCCAGGUCAAGAAGAAGGGUAGUAACAAACAAGAAAUGGAUGUCAAAAGUAAAGCGAUCGAAGUCGGUCUUCCUUGUCAAUCAGAGGAUAUAAAGAAAGUGGAAAUUAUUCCUCAGACGGGCGACCUUUGUUCUUAUGAUAUAGUUGAAGCAAUAUUGGAAGCUUGCAAAAUAGGUGAUAUUCAAACUUUUUUGAAGUUGAUUAAAACCUAUCCAGACAUGCUGUAUUGCAAGGAUUUGGAAGGUAGACACUCCACGCCUUUACAUUUUGCGGCCGGGUAUAAUAGGGUAGCUAUAGCAGAAUUACUGUUGGAUAUGGGUGCCAACGUUCACGCCAGAGAUAAAGGCGGCCUAAUACCUCUUCAUAACGCUUGCUCUUACAACCAUACGGAGAUGACCGAAAAAUUAUUGCUUAAAGGUCAUACUUGCCCCGAUACCCCUGACCUGUGGGGUUAUACAGCGUUACACGAAGCGGCCGCUAAAGGAAAAUUCGAUAUGUGCAAAAUCUUGCUUAAAUAUGGAGCCGAUCCACUUAAAGUUAACAGAGAUGGACUAACGGCUCGAGCUUUAUAUUCUCAGAAUGAUCCGGAUCUCAUGGACCUACUCAUGGAUGGAGGUAGAGCUGCUUUAUUGGAAGCCUCCAAGAUAGGGGAUCUGGAUAAGGUUAAAAGGCUGGUAACACCCGCUAACGUUAAUUGUCGCGACACCAAAGGUCGUUAUUCUACGCCGCUGCAUUUGGCUGCUGGUUUCAAUAACGUGUCCGUAAUCCUGACCUUACUCGCAGCUGAUGCCGAUCCAAACGCUCGUGAUCGUGGCGGCCUAAUACCACUUCAUAACGCCGCUUCUUAUGGCCACGCUGAUGCUGCCGCCGCCCUUCUUCAAUCCACUUCUAUUACAAAUGCAGGAAUUCAAAGGGUGGUCGAUGGGGUAAAUACGCGAGACAAAUGGGGAUUUACACCGCUUCACGAGGCUGCCCACAAGAAUAGGACACAACUUUGCGCCCAGCUCUUAGCUCACGGAGCCGAUAUACGAGCAGUAAAUAACGAAGGGGCGACACCCUUCGAUCUUACUACAGCUGAUGAUUGCAAAUGCUUGUUGAAGGGUCUCAUGGGUACCACCACCCAACUUAACUCACCAGCUUCGCCCGUUUACCCAACAAAGUCGGAAGGCGAUGUAUUAUCAAUCGAUGCCUCAGUCGACCUACCCGGUACCUCUUUCGUCAAUUUAAGCCCGCUAGAUUUUAAAGAGCACGGGGAUGGCUUGGUAAUCGAUUAUCCCGAUGGUUUAAAUUUAAAAAACGGUACAAUGAUAUCCGACACUUGUAAUCUCGAAUUGGAAUCUUUUCUGCGAAAGCUUAAUCUGAAUCAAUUGUAUGGUAUGUUGGAAAAGGAAAAGAUCACCUUAGACAUAUUGAAAGAGAUGGGCCACGAAGAAUUGAAAUCGAUAGGGAUAGACGCUUACGGCUACCGUCACAAAUUGCUGAAAGGAAUAAAAAUGUUAUCUACGAAAUUAGAUAAAAAUGAGUCCUCUACUUCGAACAUGUCCCAGGAACAGCUGAUAAACCAUUUUACCGAUAAUAAAGUUCACUGUUCGGUAAGAACAACCCUUUUUCGAUUGAAUCGCGACAGUAGAGAAUUCGCUCUGAUCGAAAAUAUGAUGCAGAGUACUAUCAAAGAGCACAGGGACCAAGGGCUAGCGGGCGGCACGUUUAAUCGUUACGAUAUCCUCGAUAUCGAACGGGUCUCCAACAAAAGUUUGUGGGAAAAGUAUCUCCAUAGGAGGAUCGAAAUAUCGGCCGAAAACGGGAGUGACCACAAUGAAAGAUUUUUGUUUCACGGGUCACCAUUCGUUUGCAUCAUUGCGAGGAAAGGGUUUGACGAGAGGCACUCUUAUUUAGGGGGGAUGUUUGGAGCAGGCAUUUAUUUCGCCGAGAAUUCUUCCAAAAGUAACCAAUAUGUUCAUGGGAUCGGUGGCGGCACGGGUUGCCUUGACCAUAAGGACAAAUCUUGUUACUUGUGCAAUAGGCAAAUAUUAUUAUGCAGGGUGUGCUUAGGAAAAUCUUUCGUUCAAGUUUCCGCAAUCAAAAUGGCUCAUUCGCCUCCCGGACAUCAUUCUGUCGUAGGUAAACCGACGGAAAACGGUUUACUACAUUCGGAAUACGUCAUUUAUCGUGGGGAACAAGCGUAUCCCGAAUAUCUCGUCACUUAUCGCAUAUCUAUUUAAAUUCUUUUUCUUUCAUGUAUAUAUAUAUAACCUGUCAAAUUAUCAUGAUAAAAUUCCAUAUUAUUCUUUGAUAAGAUAUUUUGAUAAUAAUUUAGGACUAUAAGAAUUCCUACAUUAUUUUAAUAUCAUUAUCACUUAAUAAUAAUAAUAAUAAAGUAAUCAAUACGUAGUGUUUAUAUUUAUCCGUGAUCAACAAAUUUUUUUAACUGUACACAUUAGUAAAAAUUACCAUUUAAUUAGUUUUUAAAAUUUCAUUAUUAAUUAUCUUAAAAUGUAAAAUUGGGAGAUUAGAGUCAAAUAAUCCCAGAAUAUUUAUUUUAAAAACGUUAUAAUGUUUAUUAUAAUCCUAUUCAGCUUCACUACAAAAAAAAUUUGGCUGAGUUUUU
Molecule: messenger RNA, 4184 nt
Organism: Gordionus sp. m RMFG-2023
Lineage: Eukaryota; Metazoa; Nematomorpha; Gordioida; Chordodea; Parachordodidae
Product: poly [ADP-ribose] polymerase tankyrase-2-like
Exons: 21
Coding region: 103-3798 (1231 amino acids)
Molecular function (GO): protein binding; NAD+ poly-ADP-ribosyltransferase activity
Source: RefSeq, a predicted model, not a curated record